GCACGCACGCACACCCACAUGAACUGAUGUCACAACUUUGACAGUUUUAUUCACGGCAGUUUUGGUACACUGCCGGUGUAUAAAUAAAUUCCUGCCAAACCCUAAACCCUAAUCCAUUUUCUUCCUUCAUCAUUCUUUAAAUUCCGAUUCAUCAGAUUCAAAUUCAAUUGGUAUCACACUGAACCAUACAUUGUUAAUUAAUUAACGUAAAAAUGGUGAAUUGUGAUCACUGUUUGAGGAACGUUUCUGGAACUCGAAUUGACGAGGGUCAAUUGUGUUGUGAGUAUUGUGGGAAGGUGUUGGAAGAAUGCUUUUUAUCUAACGAGCCAACUUUUCAGAAAGGCGCUGCUGGACAGAGCAAAUUCUCAGGCAAUUUGAUAAGGGCGGUUAAUGAAAUGGCUGACUCACGUCAAAGGACUACAGAUAGAGCUACAGAAAAUAUUAGAAAUCUAUGUCGCAACCUUGGAAUGGAUGAUUAUAGUGUAGCUGAUGCAGCUGUGAAAUUUUAUAUAAUAGGACUAGAGAAAAACUUUACCAGGGGACGUAGAUCUGAACUUGUACAAGCUGCUUGUCUCUAUCUUGCAUUCCGGGAUAACGAUAAGCCAUACCUUCUUAUUGAUUUUUCAAAUGCUAUAAGGACAAAUGUUUAUGCGCUUGGCUCAGUUUUUUUGCAGCUUUUGAAAGUGUUAAGGCUUGAAGAACACCCGAUUGCUCGAAAGCUUGUUGAUCCCAGUCUUUUUAUUUUCAAAUUUACACAUACUUUGUUAAAGCAAAGGAAUGUGGCUGUCUCUGAAUCUGCGCUGAAUAUUCUUUCUGACAUGAAACGUAACUGGAUGCAGACAGGGAGGAAGCCUAGCGGAUUAUGCGGUGCUGCGUUAUACAUGGCUGCUCUUGCAAAUGGUUUUCCAUGCUCGAAAUCAGAUGUUCUAAGAGUCGUCCAUGUAUGUGAAGCAACAUUGACCAAGCGGCUGAUAGAGUUUGAGAACACAGAGUCUUCCAGCUUGACAAUUGAUGAGUUGAAUGCAAUGGCAAAAGAGCAUGAAAACCGUCCAAUUAAAAUACCAAAUGGUGAACCGACCAAAUACAUUCCAGAGGAGGAGGAGGAGGAGGAGGAGGAGGGGGAGGAGGGGGACCCCCUAACAAAGAAGAAGAAGAAGAAGGACCCCCUAAGGUGUGAACACAAGGGUAUGGAUCCUCCAAUACCCCUCUUUGCACUUGGAUUGUGCGAAACAUGUUACAGAUUUUUUGAUAAACUCUCUGGUGGACUUGGUGGUGGUUUGGAUCCUCCUGCAUUCCAGCGUGCUGAGAAGGAUAGAAUGGUGAAGUCACAUUCUGAGGAGAAUGCUAAUAAAUCAGAUGAUUUGGCAAUGGAUUCAAAUGAUGCAUACGAGAGCCAAAUAGAGUUGCAUACCUCCGAGCCUGGAAAUAUUGGGGGAGAGCAUGUGGCCACUAAAGAUGGUGAACAUGAUGAGUCUCGUAUAGAAGAUGAUAUGAAUGAAAAAACUCAUGAUGAAUCAGAAAGUCUCUCUGAUAUUGAUGAUAAGGAGGUUGAUGGCUACCUUCACAACGAAGAGGAAACACGUUACAAGAAGCAGAUAUGGGAAUUUAAUAAUCGAGAGUAUCUUGAGGAACAAGCUGUCAAGGAAGCAGCUGCAGCAGCUGAAAGGAGAAGAUUAGAGGAGGAAUUAAAAAAUUGUACCCCUGAAGAGCGUGAAGCAAGAGAACUUAAGGGAGCUGUUGCUGCAGAUGUGGCAAAAUCCAGAAAGGAAAAGAGAAAACAACGAGCUGAAGAGGAAAGAAGGUUGGGUCCUGCUCAAUCUGCUGUAGAGGCAACUAGCCGAAUGUUGAAAACAAAGAGGCUCAGCUCCAAAGUCAAUUUGGAUCGCUUGGAUAAAUUAUUCGAUAAACCUGCAGCUCCAGAGAAUCCCAAGAAAGUACGAUUUGAAACAAAGGAGGAUGAAUUGGAACCAGUCAACGAAUUUCCGGCUGAUGAAGAUAUGUAUGCAGAAUAUGAUGAUACUAUGUAUCCAGAAAAUAACUACGAGACAUACGACUACGAGGAAGCCGGUGGUUUUUAUGAAUAUUGAUGGUUUUUAGUAAAAGGGUUACCAGAAGCUCUUUCUACUUACGUUAUCUGUGACAUUUUUUGAAUAUAAUCGACAUGGUUGGCAGCACCAGGGGAACCGAAGGUUGUCAAAAGUUUUGGUAUGUUGAGGUUCAUCAAACAGGCUAGAAUCAUUUAUCAGUUUUAGUUCUUUCCAAAAUUGAGUCCAUUCAUUCUUUGAGAACUUAGAAAUUAUAAUUACCUCUCUUUUAUGUAUUGGUAUUUGACCUACUGGUUAUUUAUCCAUCAUGUUUUGUUUGACUUUUUAA
This is a messenger RNA of Medicago truncatula (barrel medic), 2373 nucleotides long. Its product is annotated as transcription factor IIIB 90 kDa subunit. Gene Ontology annotation, biological process: transcription by RNA polymerase III; transcription preinitiation complex assembly; DNA-templated transcription initiation. NCBI's taxonomy places the organism in Eukaryota, Viridiplantae, Streptophyta, Magnoliopsida, Fabales, Fabaceae. The transcript is spliced from 19 exons. The record is from RefSeq and is a predicted model, not a curated record. Bases 213 to 2087 code for a protein of 624 amino acids. Gene Ontology annotation, molecular function: RNA polymerase III general transcription initiation factor activity; TBP-class protein binding; RNA polymerase III type 3 promoter sequence-specific DNA binding. Gene Ontology annotation, cellular component: nucleus; transcription preinitiation complex; transcription factor TFIIIB complex.